This is a messenger RNA of Penicillium oxalicum, 3408 nucleotides long. Its product is annotated as WD repeat protein. NCBI's taxonomy places the organism in Eukaryota, Fungi, Ascomycota, Eurotiomycetes, Eurotiales, Aspergillaceae. Gene Ontology annotation, biological process: TOR signaling; regulation of actin cytoskeleton organization. Gene Ontology annotation, molecular function: protein binding. The record is from RefSeq and is a predicted model, not a curated record. The transcript has a single exon. The coding region runs from base 1 to 3408 and encodes 1135 amino acids. Gene Ontology annotation, cellular component: TORC1 complex; TORC2 complex.
AUGUCGCAUCACUCGUUAUACUUCACGCGCGGCACCCCUCGAUGCAGCGCACCGGCAUUUACUUUGGACUUUUCGCAAGCACAGUCACUGGAAAUAAUCGCGGAACGGUUACGCCAGCAGUAUACCUAUGGAACUUCCACACCACCGCAUUUGCUGGACCCGGGCCAAGUGCACGACUUCUCUUCUCGCCAUCCCAAGGGGUUCGAGCAUAAAUCUCGAGAAUGGACCUCUCAAGAAGAAGCUGUGGAUGAUGUUUCUCUGGUGACACCCACUUUCAGCAAGCCAAAACCCAUUGGCAUGGCUUUGGGAAACGGCGUGGCUCCCACAUCUUCUACAGCCACGCCCCCGAUGGUUCAACGCGUUCCCCCACCGCAAACAAACACCCCGGCCGACCAAACAUCUCGUGCUUUGACGAUCAAAGCUACCGCUCCUUUCAAAGAGGAACCCUCUGCACCGAAUAAAAAUCUUGCAGCAACCACCACUGAGCCCCCUCACGUCGCGCCACAAAACUGUGGUCCGAUACCUCGAGCUCCGCCCACCAGGCCAGGGACUCCGGGAACUCCCCGGCCGGCAGACUUGAGGAGAAGCGUUGCUCUCUUGAACGCAAAUCGAAGCGGGAUGGAGGAAGUUCAGCCUCCGUCCACCUCGACUGUGCCACAGAAUCCUUCUACACAAGCUGCUCGCCGAAGCAAGCGAGGAAGCCGCGCUGGCUCUCAAAACUCAAUGUCUUCACCCGACUACAGGCCGUCAUCCCCUUCCUCUGAGGCGUCCGAAUCCCCAGAACCAAGCUUGACGGCAUUAUCAAUACAUUCUGCGUCACCGAGUCGGCGCCGAUCCGCUCGCGCCAGAGCCGAGCCUGUGACUUAUAAUCUCAAGCAGCUGUCUCUGAAGGCGCUCUCUGCGGACCAAGAAAACUCACUGCCAGAUUCCCCCUACCAGUCGGAGAGAGAAACAGCCUCUGUCGUUGAUCUGUCUACGCCACUCAGUGCAUCAUCACGACCGGCUUCUUUUUCCUCCUCUCGUCCGCCUCUGGCGUCUCGUCCUUCUCUCCCUCCCCGGCAACACCUUCCCUCGCGUCAAACAUCCCAUUCUCGAGCGUAUUUGCAAGAAUUCCCUGAUUUGGUUCAAACCCCACGGGAGCCUCGGCGGAAAAGCAACCUGGCGAAACUGUUAUGGACUCGAGAGUUUCAGGGCCCACGGGCAAGUCAGGACCUGGUGCGCGCGACUGUUAGCUCGAACCUGAGGCUCUGGAAGUCUUGGAAGGGAGCGUCCAACGACGUGGACGCAGUGACAUUUUCGCCCGAUGGCACCCGAUUUGCCGCCGGGGCCACUGCGCUGUCGGAUCAGUACAACCGUGGUAACAACCUGGUUUAUGGAGAUAUCCCGAAGAACACUUUAUAUGAGCUUCCCGAUCAUAAUGUGCCCCGGAAGGUGAAUGCAGCCAUGGCGGAUGAACGUCUCUUUCCAACGGUAUCCACGGCCCAGUGGGUGGAUCAAACGCUAUAUACUGGCAGCUACGACCAAACCGUGAAGAUCUGGGAUACCAAUAAUCUGCGCGCUACCGGGAUUCCAACUUGUGAGAGAACGCUUCGGCAUGACUCGGGAGUUUUAGUCAUGGGCGUAUCUACUCAGAUGCCGCAUCUGAUAGCCACUGGAACCACCCACUCAUUUCACCUGUGGAACCUCCAUGACCAGAGCAGCAAUCCCCAGUCACUUGAAAUUCGCCGAGAUCCUCGCCAAAAGGCCAACAUCAUCCUUGGACCAACAGUGCUCGGAUGGGGACAAGCCCCGGCAUCAAAGCGUUAUGUCGUCGGAGGGAUGGCAGAACAGCUCCCUGACAACGAAAUGGACGAGAAGAAGAGAUUUCAGGUCCUCAAUCACGGCCAUUUGGGGAUGUGGAAGGUUAAUGAGUCCUCUAUCGACCUGUGCCGGAUCCGUGGUGCCGAUUCCCAAAAUAUCUUUGACCUCAAAUGGCACCAAUCCCUGCCCAAAUUCGCUAUUGGCAGUACCUACAGUCAGGCGAUGAACCUGCCUCUACGCUCCAAGUCGGUUGUACAAAUCUUUGAUAUUGAGUCUGGCGAUCGAGCCGUAGUGACUGGGAAAUGCGCCUGCGCGGCCGCGGAUAUCAACGAGGUCACGUUCUGUCCGAUGAACUCGACGUACGUCACGGCCAGUUGCACAGACGGGAGCACCUACGUGUGGGAUAUCCGAUUCGACCCCAGACCAAUCCACCGGCUCCGCCACGGCCCCUCGGUCAUGACUCUGAAUCCUUCGUACGCGACAGAGCUGACCGAUUUCGGCGUUCGUGUGGCACUCUGGGGCACCACGAUGGAUCAAUUCUACACUGGCGCCACAGACGGCUAUCUCAAGCAGUGGGACAUUCGUCGAUCCGCAGAAGACGCACUCGUCGCCAACACGGUCCAUCUCAACGACGGGAUCACCAGUGGCGCAUUUUCCGCUGACAAGUCGCAGCUUCUCCUAGGUGACUUUGGCGGCGGGGUGCAUCUCUUGACCUGUGAGAACACGGACCCUAAUCAAGCGAGCUUUCACUAUCAGCCCGCUCCGGAACCCGCCUCCACUGAGGAGCCAGGGAUCCCUAUCGCCAAGAAGCUUCUCGAGUCGCGCAAAUUAAUCUUGCAUCCUGUCUUUGGCCCCGUCCAAGGGCCUGCCUACAACGGGCCAUAUGCCGCGUGGGCACGCGGUCUUCCCAAGGCCACGCCGGCAGUCAAGAUCAGGGAGACGCCAUUGCUGGGUGAGUACCAGGCUCGUCAAUUCGACGGGCCUCCCAUCUACGCCCGACUUGGCCUCGAUACCGAAUCCCGUCGAGAUCUUGAGUGUCAGUUCAAUCUCGCCCGGGCCCGGCACGCCCGGCGUGGCCCUACCGGUGUCGCACGAAAGGGUCGCAACGAUUCACCCAGGAAGCGCAAGCGUGACAAUCUCACAGAAUAUGGCGGCAUAGAAAAGGACCAACCACGUCCGGGGUCCGUCAGUCCCAUUCGGCAACGGAGCCCAAAGAAAAAGAAGAAGAAGAAGAAGCAUCACCAUCGCCGAAGCCUCCACGUGAUCACACGUCUCGAAGAAUCCGUCAUUGACUUGACGAUGGACUCGGAACCGGAGUCUGAAGUGGUCCCGAUGGGGGAAACCUCGGUGUCCACGUCGGACCUGAAUACCGCAGUGGAUCCUGCCCCUGUGGCUGUGGACGAUUCCAGUUCACACCUGGAAACCCAUAAGUGCCCCUCUAGUAGCCUGGGGGCGUUUGAACAGCCUGUGGCAUCUCCAGAGCGAGAGAGAUCUUCGUUAUCCCCCGUGAUCAAGGUCCUCGAUGAAGACUCGGAGGAGGACUUUGAAGAUUAUUGGUGGCCGGAGAAUCGGCACGUUGAUGCCAAUCUGAGCCCUGGUGAUCUGUGA